AAGAUGACCAGUCUCACUGCCAAGGACAAGGACGUAAUCAGGGCCUUCUGGGCUAGAGUGUCCGGAAAGGCGGAGGACAUCGGCAAAGAUGCUCUGGCCAGGAUGCUGGUGGUGUACCCGCAGACCAAGACUUACUUCGCCCACUGGAAGGACCAGAGCCCCAACUCUGCCGAGGCGAAGAAGCACGGAAUCACCGUGAUGUCUGGAGUUGGCGAGGCUGUGUCCAAACUCGACGACCUGAAAGGGGGUCUCCUGAACCUCAGUGAGCUGCAUGCCUUCACUCUGAGAGUGGACCCUGCUAACUUCAAGAUCAUCUCCCACUGCAUCCUUGUGGUCUUUGCCAUCAUGUUCCCCAACGAAUUCACCCCUGAGGUCCAUGUGUCUAUGGACAAGUUCCUGGCUUCUCUGGCUCUGGCCCUGGCUGAGAAAUACCGAUAAACAGCAGGAGAAGAUGACAGAGACUGCAGCA
Messenger RNA from Xiphias gladius (swordfish), 469 nucleotides. Its product is annotated as hemoglobin embryonic subunit alpha-like. The transcript has 3 exons. Gene Ontology annotation, molecular function: organic acid binding; oxygen carrier activity; iron ion binding. Gene Ontology annotation, biological process: hydrogen peroxide catabolic process; oxygen transport. The record is from RefSeq and is a predicted model, not a curated record. The coding region runs from base 4 to 438 and encodes 144 amino acids. NCBI's taxonomy places the organism in Eukaryota, Metazoa, Chordata, Actinopteri, Istiophoriformes, Xiphiidae. Gene Ontology annotation, cellular component: blood microparticle; haptoglobin-hemoglobin complex; hemoglobin complex.